Messenger RNA from Sitophilus oryzae (rice weevil), 10329 nucleotides. Its product is annotated as plexin-A4. The coding region runs from base 653 to 6382 and encodes 1909 amino acids. The transcript has 17 exons. NCBI's taxonomy places the organism in Eukaryota, Metazoa, Arthropoda, Insecta, Coleoptera, Curculionidae. Gene Ontology annotation, molecular function: protein binding; semaphorin receptor activity. The record is from RefSeq and is a predicted model, not a curated record. Gene Ontology annotation, biological process: negative regulation of cell adhesion; regulation of GTPase activity; regulation of cell migration. Gene Ontology annotation, cellular component: semaphorin receptor complex.
AAAGCAAAGUAAUUCAGAUUCAGACAAGUUCGGUCUUGGGAAACCGUAAAGCUCGAAAGAGAAUUAAUACUUAAACGGCGCAUGCGUCAUUCUGGGUGGGGUAUAGUUUCUUGCGUUCGGAAUCAUGACGCUAGUCCGCCAGUCUUACGAAUCCGACCGAAUUAGUAUUUUGCUGUCUCUCUAUGGGGGUUGGUUGUUUCGAGGCGGAACGUCACACAAGUCAUUGCAUUGUUGUUAUUUAUCACUAAGUCGGUGUUUCGAGUAAAACAUUAGCUUUUUUCAAAGGAAGGACAAUAUUUAGCCAUCCAAAUCCGAUUUUCAACGAGCAGACAGUGAAAAAAACGGUGUUUGUGGACAAAACCAAUUCUAACCUGUACGCUUCGGAUUCUGUGAUUUUUUAAUUAGUUUUCAGUGGUAUGUUAGUAUUUUCUUAAGUGUGUGUUGAUGUUUAUCGAUGUCAUAGGCUAACUACGUCAAAACUACCGGCGAAUGUGUUUCUGUUUGCAUUUUUUUCGUGCCAGAAGCAGUGUCGAAAAUUGUCGUUUAGGCGCAUGCCAUGUGCUUUCACGUCCAAUACGACCCAUAAGCCAAAAGAAGUCUCCUACUAGAAUCCAGAUGACGUGAAGCUAAGACAGUUGGUGUCACCGCAACGAUGCGGUCGUCGCUGGCCUACAUCCUGGCAACAAUCGCUUUUGUUGUCGCCGUACCAUCCGACAUCAUCCGCACCUUCUCGGACAAGAAAGUUCAAACCUUCAAUCACCUGGUUGUGGAUAAGAAUACUGGAAGAGUGUACAUCGGCGCCGUCAACAGGUUAUACCAACUGUCACCUGACCUCGACCUGGUAGUGGUCGAAGAAACCGGUCCAAAAGAAGACUCAGAAGAUUGCUCGGUACUAGAAUGUAACAACGCGCAAAACAAGAAACUCACCGACAAUAUAAAUAAGGCUUUAGUUAUCGAUUACACUACAACGAGACUGAUAGCGUGCGGCAGUUUAUUCCAAGGCAUUUGCUCGGUGAGGAAUUUGCAAAAUAUAUCCGAUGGCACUCAAGAGAUCCGAGAAGCUGUCGUGGCAAACAACGCAACGGCUUCGACGGUGGCUUUCAUCGCACCAGGUCCUCCAAAUCCUCCGGUAUCUCAAGUUAUGUACGUGGGUGUAACGUUUACAUUGGGAUCUCCUUACCGUUCUGAAGUUCCUGCAGUCAGUUCACGAUCUUUGGACAAAGAUAAGAUGUUUACCAUAGCCCAAACCGCUGUCACAACAGGGACCAGAAUGUUUGUCAAUUCCUUAGCUAGAGAACGAUAUCCCAUCACCUAUGUUUACGGUUUUUCAUCAGACGGUUUCAGUUACUUCCUAACCACCCAAAUGCAGCACACUUCAUCAAGCCAAUUCAUCAGCAAACUAGUCCGAGUUUGCCACGAUGACGAAAAUUAUUAUUCGUACACUGAAAUACCCAUCGAUUGUUCAUCCAGUGACGGACAAAAGUACAACUUAAUUCAAGCAGCUUACGUAGGCAAAGCCGGUUCUGAUCUCGCUUCUGACCUGGGUAUCACAGCUCAAGAUGACGUACUUUUUGCCGUUUUUAGUGAAAGUGACCCAGUGACUGCUAACAAACCAUCAAACCACUCAGCGCUGUGCGUCUACUCCCUGAAGGCCAUCAGAAGAAAGUUCAUGCAGAACAUCAAACACUGCUUCAGCGGUAACGGUCAAAGAGGCUUAGACUUCAUCUCUCCCAGUCAUCCCUGCAUUCCAACGAAAUUAUCGUCGAUAGGAGAAGAUUUUUGCGGGCUGGACGUAAACACACCACUUGGAGGUGAACAGCCUGUUUCUGCUGUUCCAGUUUUGAUGUUCAACACCAGGCUCACGGCUGUUGUUGCUACUUCGACUGGAGAUUUCACUGUGGUGUUUAUUGGCACCAGCACAGGCCAUUUGAAAAAGGUGGUUGUGGAAUCGCAAACGUCAGCCUUGGAGUAUGGAGACAUAGUGGUCGAAGAAAGGUCGCCAGUAAAUCAAGAUUUGCAUUUCGACUCACAGCUUAUGCACCUUUACGUAAUGACAGCAAGAAAGGUGUCUAAAGUAAAGGUUCAGGAGUGUACAGUCUACAGGAACUGCAUGGAAUGUUUAGGAGUAAAAGAUCCUUAUUGUGGAUGGUGUUCCUUAGAGAAUAAAUGUAGCUUGAGAUCGGACUGUCAAGAUGCAGCUAAGGACCCUUUGUAUUGGAUCAGCUAUAAAAGUGGCAGAUGCACUACCAUCACAUCUGUAAUUCCUAAUCAAUUGCAGAGAACGACAGCUCGAACGCUGGACCUCGUAAUCGACAAUUUGCCGAGUCUCAGUGGUCAUUUUUUGUGUGCAUUUACCGCUUUAGAUAAAACGCUCGUUACAAAUGCUACCAGGAAAGGUUCAGGUGUUAAUUGUACCACUCCUAGAACUGAUUCUUUGCCUUCGAUACCACCAGGACAGCAUCAUUUUACGGCAAAAUUGUCGGUGCGGAUGACUUCAGGACCUGAUUUCGUAGCAACAAAUUUUACUUUCUUUGACUGCAACACUUACAGCUCGUGCACUCAGUGUGUUUCAUCAUCGUUUCCUUGCGAUUGGUGUGUAGAUGGUCAUCGAUGCACUCACGACACUGCAGAAAAUUGUCGUAACGACAUUUUAGUAACAGGUGUCAGCCGCGCUGGACCAAGCUACAGAUCAGGACCAGGUUUUUGCCCAACUAUAAACUCCACCGUGGGUAAUUCACCUGAAAUUCUCGUGUCUUCUGGCAUCAAAAAAGGAAUCAAAGUAAAAGUACAUAUCAUCGGGCAGUUCAUAGUUCAAACUCGUUUUGUCUGUCAAUUCAACAUCGAAGGGAGAGUUACGAGUGUUAACGCGCAAUUACUUGGCGACACUAUCUACUGUGAUCCCAUGGAAUUCACUUACUCAUCAAGAGCACCGAAUAUAACAGCUACCUUUGCGGUCAUUUGGGGAGGUUCCAAGCCUUUAGAUAACCCAGACAACAUUCACAUUGUAAUAUACCGUUGUCAUGAUAUGGCGGAUAACUGCGGAAUGUGCCUAGCUUUAUCAGAAAAAUACGAAUGUGGAUGGUGUCAAAGUUCUGAUAGAUGUGAAGUCAAAGAGCAAUGUGAAAGAGGGACAUCGGUAUGGCUUAACCGGAGCCAGACUUGUCCUAACCCAGAGGUUACCUCAUUCAGUCCAGAACUAGGUCCAUGGGAAGGCGGUACAAACAUUACAAUAUCAGGAAUCAACUUAGGAAAAACAUUUCAAGAUAUUUAUACCGGCGUCAGUAUUGCUGGAAUCAAUUGCCAACCCUACGAACACUUGUACGUCAAAACAAAUCAGAUAGUGUGUAUUGUGGAUGGGCCUGGUACAAAGGAACCCCGUCAAGGUCCAGUAACCGUUAAAGUCGAAGAUUACAGAGGCGAAUCAAAGACACACUACAGAUUUGUUGACCCUGCCAUAACAAGUAUAUCUCCGAGAUAUGGUCCAAAAUCAGGCGGAACCGCUUUGCAAAUUACUGGAGAAUACAUGAACGCAGGAAGCAAUAUUCAAGCUUUUCUCGAAGAUAUGCCUUGUAAAAUAGUCUCAACGGAACAAAAUCAAGCUUUGUGUAUUACAAGUGCGUCUGAUAGCAUAGCAAAGAAAAAAUUAAGAAUGAAAUUCGACAAAGGCGAUAGAUACUUAGAAAAUAUGAUGUUCGAAUACGUCGACGAUCCAAUUAUUGAGUCUGCGGAGUCUGGAGUGCAGACUGGACAGAUAAAAUUCCCCAAAGGUAUACCUGCUGGUGGAAUAAAGAUAUCUGUAACUGGAAAAAAUUUAGCAUACAUACAAAAACCUCAAAUGUAUGUUUUCUACGAGCAAAAGAUGUUUGUCAGUGAAUGCACGGUUUUAAGCAACACAAGUAUGGUAUGCAACAGCCCCGUCAUAGACGAAGUAGAUGAAUCAAAAUUAGAUGCAGACAAUCCUUUAAAGUUAGAGUAUGGUUUUCGGAUGGACAAUGUAACCGGAGUUCAAAAUUUAACUUUAAACAAGGACUUUAAUCCAUUUUUACUUUACCCUAAUCCAACAUUUUAUCCUUUUGACAAAGAAGUUAAAUAUUACAAGUCUGAUUACCUCAAUAUCAACGGUCAAAACAUCGACAGGGCAUGUCAAGAAUCUGAUGUAGAAGUACGCAUAGGUACAAGUUACUGUAAUGUAACUUCUUUAUCAAGGCAACAACUAACAUGCAGACCUCCAGAAGUCCAACCUCCAGGAGUUGAUCAAAGAGGAUUACCAAACGGAGAAACUUUGCCAGAAGUUAUUGUUACUGUAGGAGGAUCCUUAAGAUACAAUAUAGGCCAUCUCUCUUAUUCUUCCCCACAAAGUUUAAAUGGGCCUCUAACAAAGCCAACGAUUUACGGAGCUAUCAUAGCCAUUGUCAUAGUUAUUGUAAUGUCAUUCAUAGUAUUCCUCAUAGCAUACAGAAGAAAAUCUACUGAAAGUAACAGGGUUUUGAAGAACAUGCAGGAGCAGAUGGAUAUUUUAGAGCUAAGAGUAGCCGCUGAAUGUAAAGAAGCAUUUGCUGAACUUCAGACGGAAAUGACAGACUUAACUAGUGACCUGACGUCAGGAGGUAUACCAUUCCUCGAUUACAGAACAUACGCGAUGAAGAUUCUUUUCCCUAACGAGGACGAUCAUGCGGUGCUGCAGUGGGAAAGACCAGAACUUAUUUGUAAAGAAAAAGGUCUCCGGUUAUUUGGACAGCUCAUAAUGAACAAGACUUUCCUGCUAUUAUUCAUUAGGACUCUAGAAAGCAACCGAUAUUUUUCUAUGCGCGAUAGAGUAAACGUAGCAAGCCUAAUAAUGGUUACAUUGCAGAGUAAAAUGGAAUAUUGCACUGAUAUUCUCAAAACCCUUUUGGCAGAGCUUAUUGAAAAAUGCAUGGAGGGUAAAAGCCAUCCGAAGCUUCUUCUACGCAGAACUGAAAGUGUCGCCGAAAAGAUGCUUAGCGCUUGGUUUACAUUUUUGCUGUACAAAUUUCUCAGAGAAUGUGCCGGUGAACCCUUAUUUAUGUUGUUUAGAGCAGUAAAACAACAAGUCGACAAAGGCCCUGUAGAUGCUAUUACUUCUGAAGCCAGAUAUUCACUUAGUGAAGAAAAGCUGAUUAGACAAUCAAUAGAUUUUAGACCAAUGACCGUAUAUGUGUCGAUAUCGCAGCAAGCGUUUGUUGGGGGGUUAGAUAUCAACACCGAAAAUGUUCCUGUAAAAGUCCUUGAUUGUGAUACAAUUAGUCAAGUAAAAGAGAAAUGUUUAGACACUAUUUAUAGAGCCACACCUUAUUCUCAGAGGCCCAAAAAAGAGGAUCUUGAUUUAGAAUGGCGAACAGGUACCUCGGGUAGAUUAAUAUUGUAUGAUGAAGACACCACAACAAAAGUAGAGGGAGACUGGAAGAGGAGAAACACUCUCCAGCACUAUAAAGUACCUGAUGGUGGAUGUCUCACCUUGGUGUCCAAACAAAGUUCAAUAUACAAUCUGAGUAUUUUCUCAGACAAAAACGACAAGUCUCACAAAUACGAAACAUUAAAUCUUAGUAAGUUAAGUUCAGUAAGUCCUCCGUUAAGCAGAGCCACUAGUCCUUUAAACCAUGACCAUGAUCAGGGACUGAAAGUGUGGCAUUUAGUCAAACAUCACGACAGUGAUAACCAAAAGGAAGGAGAAAGAGGCAACAAGAUGGUGUCUGAAAUUUACCUAACCAGACUUCUUGCCACCAAGGGAACGCUACAAAAAUUCGUCGAUGAUCUCUUUGAAACAAUUUUCAGCACAGCCCACAGAGGAUCAGCGCUCCCCUUAGCCAUAAAAUACAUGUUUGAUUUCCUCGACGAUCAAGCGCUGCAACAUGGCAUUACUGAUCCUGAAGUAGUACACACAUGGAAAAGCAAUUCCUUACCCUUAAGGUUUUGGGUGAAUUUAAUUAAGAAUCCAAAUUUUGUGUUUGAUAUACAUAAGUCAAAUAUAGUUGACGCUUGUUUGUCUGUAGUUGCUCAAACAUUCAUGGAUUCUUGCUCUACAUCAGAUCAUAGAUUAGGCAAGGAUUCUCCAAGUUCAAAACUACUUUACGCCAAGGACAUCCCUUGCUACAAAGAUUGGGUUGAUCGGUAUUAUUCCGAUAUUAAAAUGAUGCCUGCAAUUUCUGACCAAGAUAUGAAUGCCAUGCUAGCCGAAGACUCUAGACUACACACAACCGAAUUUAAUACAAACUGUGCUCUACACGAGCUGUACACUUACGCAAUGAAGUACAACGAACAACUCACUGUAACCCUGGAAGAGGAUGAGUUCUCGCAGAAGCAACGCUUGGCUCUCAAGUUGGAACAGGCACACAACAUAAUGAACGAGUCGGGGCAACCAUGAUAUUGGCCUGACCUGACGUGCCAGUCAGCGGAGCUCGACCUCAUGUGCUCGUCGGACGACACUCUGCCAAUCCAUCCGACAUCGGAUGACGGCAUUGACCUCAUGAGACCGUCUGCUCCGCCCCUUUCGGCUGCACUUCAGGAAUUAGCUUGCUGAUAAAUGUUAUACGCCAAAUUAGUCCCCUGCCUGACUGUCAACCUCAUGGUCAUAACAUCUCUCGCCCGUUUUAAGUAACGCGUUUACUUUUUUACUAAUUUUACACCAGUAGUGUUACUGGCAAGCACACCGCAUUUUAUUUAUAUUUAAAUCACAGAAUCUGAAGUUACACCACAGUUUGAUAGGUAUUAUCUAAGGAAUUGGCACCAUUUGAAAGCGGUGGACAAAGACGACAGACCCUUAAAAGACUUUUAAAUGUAGUAAUAAAAUAAAACACAGCAAAACGCGCUACUUAAGGGUAUUAUCUAUUUUCUUCUAUGAUCAGUUAAACGUAUAUGUAUAGUUUAAUAUUUUAGUGCUUGUAAUUUUUGUAAUAAAAAUAUCAAACCCUAAAGAAAUAAUUAACAUCUCUCCAGAGUUAUCUGUCUAUAAUGAAAUAAAAGUAUGACGUAAAAGGCAUAGAAAUAACAUUUCAGUUCAAUUUCUGUUCGCGAGUUUUUUAAAGCAUCUGUCAAAGUAUUGAAAUUACAAUACAUAAAAUACCUAAUUGUGUAAAAAAGAAAAAAAUCGAUACUAUCAAGGCAGUGGAUGUCACUUCGGUAUUCUAAUUCUGUGUUUAAAAAUACUUUGCAAUUUAAAUGACAUUUGCUCAAUUGGUAAGUGCCUUUUCUAGAACGUUUAGUAUCAAAAAAUAAGAAUGCAUAAGAAUGGUUUGAUUGGUUAAUAACAUUAAUUUAAAAAUAGGUAUUAAAAAAAGAGAAUUCGUACAGCUCGUAUGAUAUCUGGCGUAUUAAAAAAUAAUAUUCAUCACAAAAGAUUUUAAUUUUUGCAAUUAUAUAGUCUUGACAUAAAAUACAAAACAAUGUUAAAGUUUCUACACAGACUGUACCCUUAAAAACCAGCAAAUAUAAAGUUCUGAUUGUUUUUGGGCUGUCUGUCAUAUGCAUUUCAACUUGCAACGUAUUAUCUGAAAGCGUUUUAUUUCUGUGUUUUGGCAAACGCAUUACUGGUUGUAGAAAUUAUAGAAAAGUAAAUAUGUCCUAAUGUACGCAUUUUUCGAUAGUAGAAUGAAAAUGGGAGUAACACAGGAGGAUGGACUAAGCAAUACAUAUCCCUACAGACUAAAUUCUUUGUGUGUUACGAAUUGCUGUUGUGCAAUUAUAAUUGUUCAGUGUAUAUGCGGGGACAGUACUCACUCAUUGACUCUGAAGUGCCUCUGGUAGAUUGAGUGUGUCUGCCUCCAAAAAUGAAUGUACUAUAUUUUUAUGAUAAUACUAGAAUUAUGCUUUGUUGUGCUGAUCCUCUCAGCCUUAGUCCAUAUUAUUGAUGAUUAACUGGAAAUAUCAAGUCUAACAAUGGCUUUUUUGAUAUGUGUAUAAUUAUUAAAACUUUAUACAGUUUAAUAUUUUUAUAUUUCAGUUGGAAACCUUGUACCGUACUUCUACUCUACCGACGCGAACUAGCAAUUUUUCCAGAUAUCAGUCAAUUUUUACAUAUUUCAAUUUAGUCUAUGUAGGUUUUGGUAUGUUAGCCACAACCUGUACAGAAACCCUUACUCCAACGCAGGUCACCUGAAAGUCAUCUCUCAUUUUCGAUAUAAUAACCACAAUAGCGUAAUAAAAACAUUAUCUUUCGUUGGUAUAAGGGGUUCUUCUAUAUAUUAAAAUCGAUGUCAAUGUCACAAAUGUAAAAGCUGGUAGAACUAAGGUACACCAAUCGAACGCAAUCAUUGUUGAUUGUCUUCCGCAAAAAGGAAGCACCAGGGUGUAGUAUUUAUGCGACCUUUCAAUCAUUUGAUGUCUCAAACUAUACAAAUUAUGCACGAGGUCGUUAUCAAUGUGGUUUUGUGUAAGUGUCCUAAGGCUGUGUAAGUUUACGUAAACAACCAGCGUAGUACACUGCCUAACAGAAAACUAAUACACUGUGAUCAAAAGAAAAAAACAUUACAUUUAGCUCAGUUAUAAUAUUUGAGUUUGAGCUUUGCUAUAUCUCUGGCUGACAUUGACAGUUAGGUCCUUGUUAUAACUACGAUAAAAGAAAUAUGAAUAUCUCUCAAACAAAUGAAGCAAGUAUUUUAAUAACUAUUUAUAUGAUAUUAUGAUCGUAGAUGAUAUUAGAUAUAGCUCAAACUCAAAUGUCCUUGCGCUUAAUGAUAGGUGGUUCUUAUCUGAUCACAUGGUAUGCACCAUAUUAUGUGUUUUAAUAAAUGUGAAAGGCUUUUUAACUAUAAAAUAAAUGGUAAAAUUAGGUGUCUCUUUUCUGUUCGGAAGUGUAUAUGUUGUCGCACCGACAGUUUUUGUUUUGGGCAGUGUUGCUGUCUACAGCUACCUGACGCAUUGGUUCCAUUUUAAGGUCACUAAAUAAAAACAAAUAUAUGUAUAUAUGUACAUAUAUAUCCAACAACAAAAAGGCCCUAUUUUGCAGCGAUUAGUAUAAUAACGUGUUACCUCUAUUCCGCGCAAACUUUACACAGACAUGGCUAUUGAUACUAUCCGAAACAUUUGAGUGUUUGAGGUAACACAUUUUUAGCCUAAAAGCUUACACAUUUACGUUUUAUCCUGAACUCAAAAAUAUUUGGAAGAUUUUGUCAGAAAAAAUUAUCCUUAUACGUAAUUUAAAUAUACUUUUAUAUAGAGAAAUUAUUUCCUUAUUGCUGAAUGUUUCUGAUACGUAUUAAUAUCCCAUUACAAUACUCAAUUAUUAAGGCCUUUCUUUUUAACUUUAUUAACCGAUUAUUUUUAAGCAAUAACUAUACUGCCUAUUUUAUAGUUUUUAAGACUUUACAACAUUCCCAUUUUAGUGAGAGCGUUUUUAAGUAUACUUAAUUAAGUCUUGGUGUUAUCUGUGAAUAUUAGAUUAACUAAGAGUCAUGCCAUAGAAACAUUCAGUGAUCUUUCUUAAGUUGCAAUAUUUUUCAAUUUAGUGAUAUAUCUGUUUAAGUAUUUAUGUUUAAUAAUUUUAUAUUUUUAUUAUUAAAGAAUGAAACUAGGUAUAUAUUCAGUUUUUUAAAUAUAACUUUGAGACAACUAGCGCUUUAAUCAAUUUUUUAUUUAUCUAUUAUUAACCGUAUUUUGUCUAUAAUUUCGCAGUCGUCUCAAAGAUAAUUUUAUCUAACGAAAUCUAGUGAUUAUUUUAACUGUUUAGCAAUAUUUAUCAUAGUUACCCAACAGUUUUUAAGGAAACUUGAAUGUAAUUAAAAAAGGCAUAUUGCAAACUACUGUUCAGUUCAUAAUCGUUAGAUUUUUGACCACUCAGAUAAUAUUUAUUAUGGGAACAAAAUAUAUGUAUGCUAUAUUUCAAAAUAUUUUUAAAUUAUGUAAAUUCUUUCAAAUGUUAGUAGAUUUAUUUUAAUAAUUACGAAUAUUGUCACCGUCCUUAUUGGAACAAUGUAAUUCUCAAUAUAGCUUAUGGACAGCUACGCAUAUCAUGUCCAGAUAGGCACACUUUUAUACCUAUUUUCGUACUCAUAUCUAUGUAACCCCUUUUUUCCCUAUUAAGAUUUUAUUUUUUUUUUGUAAUUUUAUUUAAGUAUUGUAUAUAAAAAAUUUUAUGCCAAAAAAAUUGCUUCUGGACAACUGCAUAGGAAGAAUUGUAAAUAUUAAAUGUAUGUAUGUAAGUAAGCUGGAAUGAAUGAAUAUUGUGUUUAUAUAUGUACGCAUCAUCUCUUGAUAUAUUCAUAGUACUGUGUGUAUAUCUGAUUGCAUCUGUAAUAAUAUGAAUGGUAAUGUAUUACUAUAUGUUAUUAUAAAAGACUGAAUGGAGUUACUAAACUACUUAAUAGAAAAAUAUAA